AAUUAAUUAAUUAAUUAAUUAUGCCUGUCUCGUGGUACAGUCGUCAACUCGUACGACUUAACAACAUGCUCGUCAUGGGUUCAAGCCCCAAAUAGACCGUGCCGCCAUACGUAGGACUGACUAUCCUGCUAUGGGGGUUUAUCCAAAAGUCACUGAAAGCCAACACGACAAGUGGUACAGACAGGCCUUGACCGACAACGGUUGUAGAGUCAAAAGAAAAAAAAAUAGUUCGAUCUGGACCAGCCAUAUGGUAAACGUUUAAUAAAUAAUAUCAAAUUUAACAAACCCUGUUUUCCAUACAAACGCAUGCUUUUAAAUUGAACUGUCAACCAAGUAUCAAGUGUUCAAUUUAAAAGCAUGCCAACUAAUAAGCGUUCAACUACAGUCAGAAUUCAAUAGUUUGUAUCAGAAUACCGGUUUUUUUUUAAUUUCACAAAAAUCUUAUGGCCUGCCGAGAAAAAUUUUUCAUUUUUUCAUUUUUCAUUCAUUUUUUUGUAUGAAAAAACGUGCCAACUAAAAAGCACAUACUCAAUAGUUAGCAUGGAAUCGAAGUUCAACCAAUGAGUUCAGAUUGUUCUGUUAUUUUGUUCUUUUGAUCAAAUAGCCAUUGCCCAAGAGAAAUGUAAUAAUAAUUUUCUUUACCUGUGUAUCUGGCCUGCAUAAUUGUGUUGCUUAAAAAUCAAAAUAUUACCCUGGUUUAUACAAGGAUUCAAUGGGUAAAUAUCUAAACAUUACACCUGCUAGUGUUUAUCCUGUUACAUAAGUAGCUUAAAAUAAAGGUACUAAAUAGUCCGUUACAUAAGAAAAUAGAAAAUCCUACCUCUUUUCUGGCUUAUAAAAACCCGCGCAAUUUAUGUUUGUGUCAAUACGAUUCGGGCAGUCGUUUCACUCGGUGUUGUUAUGCGUGCUCUGUACAGUUAUAAAUUUUGUGCAAUACUGUUAUAAUACAAGUGCAGAAUAAUACAAGUGUAUAUUUUAAAUAUUCAACGUGCCGUGAAUUUCACUCAAUCACGACAAUGUCGGCCAAAGACAAACGCAAGUCAGGAUCCAUGUAUAGAUCCAUAGAAGCCAAUAAUAAAAAGCUUGAUGCUGAAUUGUUUGGAGAGAGUAGUGAAGCUGGGCCAAGUAAUAUUCAGACAGCUACGUCAAAUGUAGAGUUCAGUGAACACCCGAAUUGUGGUAAGUGGAAAAUAAAAAAAUUAAAAUUUGUGACCAAUGCAAAUUAAACACAAUUAUAAUACUUAUUUUUUAUCUACUCAUUGCAGAGAACCAUCCUUGUCCAUUUGAUGAAUACAUCUUGCAAGAAGAAUACGUCAGUGAUUGGGUUGCUAUCGAUGCAUUCGACGAUACGGAAGUAUAUGAAGAGGUCAACGAAGAUUACGAUGAAGCCGAGGAAACUAUGCACAGCACACAAGAGUCUCAACACGAGGAGGAACCAUUUGAUGAGCUUAUUCGAAAUUGGGCAUUAAAAACAUACCAAACACAUCAAGCUCUAAAUGGACUAAUAGAAAUUUUACGUAAAAAAACUAACUACCAGCUGCCGAAAGAUGCGCGCACGUUGCUUAAGACAAGGCAAUGUGGAAAAGAAACGUACCCUAUAGCAGGGGGAGAAUUUUGGUUCCCUGGGGUACGAUCGGUUCUCAAGGAUCACUUUCGCGAUGUGCCACCAAGAGUCAGCAAAUUUUCGUUGAACUUUUCGAUUGAUGGACUUCCACUGCACAAGAGCACUCGAAAACAGUUUUGGCCCAUAUCAAUGAGCAUUCAAGAAAUGCCGGAAGUUCCAGUAUUGAUGGUUGGCAACUUUUUUAGUGAAUCGAAACCAAAGAGUGUUGAGGAAUAUCUGCGUCCGCUUGUCGACGAGCUAAAUGGGUUGAUGGAUAAUGGCAUUGUAAUAGCCAAUAAGCCAAUCGAAAUACACGUAAGAGCUUUCAUCGCGGACUCACCAGCACGAGCAUUCAUAAAAGUUUACUUCAACCACACACAUGGUUGCCAAAAAUGUACGGUACAAGGAAAAUAUCACAGCGCACACCGAGUUACAUGUUUCCCGGGAAUGGAUCAUCCAGCAAGAACGCAUGAAGAUUUCGUCCAAUCAAAUUACGGAGCACAUCAUCGGGAAAAAACGCCUCUCAUGGAUCUUAAGAACUUUGACAUCAUAAAGCAGAUUAUUAUAGCAGAUCGUUUGCACCUCUUUGACUACGGCGUAACAAGAACAAUGCUGAAAGGAUGGAAAUCAGGCAAAUUAGGAGGGGGUGCCAAGUGGUCUGAAGAAACAAUAAGCAAGAUUGAUGCUUUGCUGAAGGAGGUGGAACUUCCUUUAGAGUUUCAUCGCAAACUCCGUUCUGUUGAAGACAUUGGAUUGUGGAAAGCUAGUGAGUUCCAAAUGUUUCUGCAUUAUCUUCUUAUCCCUUUGAAAGUAAGCUCCAGCAUGUCAAGAACUGUCUUCGAAACGGUCAUAAGGUUUUGGUGCAGGCUGCAAAUAGGAUAUCGGAGCAAAACCCACAUACUGCGUCAUCAAGUACAGCAAAUCUCUCUUUUCCAUUUUUGAAAACCAAAACUAAUGGAGUAGCAUUGCACAUUAAUCGACAAUUAAUUCUUUCUCCUGGUAUUCAGUCCAAUUGGUUUUUGACUCAUGAUAACUACAUAGUUAAAUAUUGUAGCGCAGAACAAAAAGAUUCAACUAUAAUAAUUAAUGGGAGAGCAUUCAAUUAUAUAACGGAAACCCACUCGUACUAUAUUUCACCUUUUAUGAAGGAUAUAUAUGA
Molecule: messenger RNA, 2762 nt
Organism: Anopheles coluzzii
Lineage: Eukaryota; Metazoa; Arthropoda; Insecta; Diptera; Culicidae
Exons: 3
Coding region: 1400-2545 (381 amino acids)
Source: RefSeq, a predicted model, not a curated record